This is a messenger RNA of Dama dama (fallow deer), 1557 nucleotides long. RefSeq names its product olfactory receptor 5J3-like. Gene Ontology annotation, biological process: G protein-coupled receptor signaling pathway. Gene Ontology annotation, cellular component: membrane. The record is from RefSeq and is a predicted model, not a curated record. Gene Ontology annotation, molecular function: olfactory receptor activity; G protein-coupled receptor activity. NCBI's taxonomy places the organism in Eukaryota, Metazoa, Chordata, Mammalia, Artiodactyla, Cervidae. The transcript has 5 exons. Bases 1 to 1557 code for a protein of 518 amino acids.
AUGGCCUCUGUGACACCACUUGAAAUGAACAAUCAAACAGAUGUCAUUGAAUUUAUCUUCUUGGGAUUUUCCAACCACCCCAACCUACAGGGCUUGUUCUUCCUGAUCUUCCUGGUCAUUUAUCUGACAACCCUCCUUGGGAACACGCUCAUAAUAACAUCUACCAGGAUCAGUUCUGCUCUCCACACUCCAAUGUAUUACUUUCUGAGCAACUUGAGCUUCUUGGACAUCUGCUACACAUCCACCACCAUUCCAGUUAUGCUAAUGAACUUCUUCCGGGAGAAGAAGACCAUCUCCUAUGACUGCUGCCUUUCCCAGGUCUUUUUCCUCGUGACAUGUGCUGGUGCUGAAUGUGUAUUACUGGCAGCUAUGGCUUAUGAUCGCUAUGUAGCCAUCUGCCACCCUCUUCAAUAUCCAGUCCUCAUGAGUGUAAAGGUCUGUGUUUUUCUGGUGACUGGGUCCUGGCUAUGUGGGCUGGUGAAUUCUGUGACACACACAGUGCUAGCAGCCACACUCACUCUGUGUGGGCCUAACCAGAUCAGUCACUUUCUCUGUGACAUCCCAUUCCUCCUGAAGCUCUCCUGCUCAGAUACCUCUCUCAAUGAGUUUGUGCUCCAUGUGGCCAGUGCCACUAUUGGCCUGAGUCCCUGCUUGUUUACUGCUGUGUCCUACAUACUCAUCAUCUCUGCCAUCCUUAGGAUUCCCUCUGCUCAGGGCAGGAGCAAGGCCUUUUCUACCUGUGCAUCCCACCUCACUGUGGUGGUGGUUUUUUAUGGAACAGCCAACUUCAACUAUGACAGACCCAGAGAAGGCUACUCCCUAGACAUGGACAUCCUAGUCUCUGUACUCUUCUGUGUUAUGACUCCCAUGUUAAACCCCAUUAUCUACAGCUUGAGAAACAAGGAGGUCAAAUGUGCCCUGAGGAAGCUGGUUGGAGCCAAUAACUCUAAGACACCAGGGCUCUAUAGCCAGAGAAUCCAGAACCCAGCUCCACCCAUCAGUGGGUCAGCCCUGGCCCUGGAACCUGGCCUCACCCACUCACGUGCAGACACCACCUCAGGACCAUUGAGGUCAUAUGGCCAGGUGGAGGAAAUUGGAGCCUCGGAAAGAUUAAGUGGCAGUCCCAAGGCCACCCAGGUGGAAAUUAAUUUCAUGUUGGACUGUUCUAUUAAAAAAACCCUGACGGAAGUGUCUCCACAAGGUAAACAAUGGGAAAGACUCCAGGAACUUUCUAAAGCAUUUAACACAGCCGAAGGCUGGCCUGACUUAAUUGACCAGAGUAGAUCGGAGGCCAGGGAAUCCCAGCUCACUUCCGCCCCCGGCCCCUCUAUCCCCCACCUGGUCAGCCUCCAUGUAAAGAUGCUAGCCCCGGUGGCCAAGUGCAGCAGCUGCAAGGCUACCCCCACCCCGGGCUCCAGGGGUGCUGCCCACCGGCACGUUAGUCAUUGUGGGCAUCUUCUGAGCAUGACCGUCCAGAUGCUCUCGCAGAGCAGUUCCAGAAAUAGCCAGGCACCUGAGUGCAACCCGACACGGGAAGCACCCUUCCAUCCGGUGUAA